Messenger RNA from Cladophialophora immunda, 567 nucleotides. RefSeq lists its product as uncharacterized. The coding region runs from base 1 to 567 and encodes 188 amino acids. The transcript is spliced from 4 exons. Lineage: Eukaryota; Fungi; Ascomycota; Eurotiomycetes; Chaetothyriales; Herpotrichiellaceae. The record is from RefSeq and is a predicted model, not a curated record.
AUGCGUACUACGACGCUGGCAGCAACUUCAUCGACACUGUUCAACGACACUGUUAAUAACUACCAGGACGAGCAGUCCGAGAGGUGGAUAGAAGAAUGGAUGAUAGGAAGACAAAAUCGAGACCUACUAGUGGUAUCCACUAACUAUAAGCUUAGUAAAGUCCACAUCGUCAACGACUCUGGUAACCAUAGAAAAUCUCUUAACUUAUCUAUUGCUGCCUCGUUGAAGAAAUUGCAGACUAGCUAUAUCGACAUUCUUUCACCUACACUAGUGGUUGAGUCACCUAGAAGAAAUUUAAGUCUUUUACGCCCUGUCUCUGAUAAUCUCCAGGACUGGAGCACGUCUAUCGAAGAACUCAUGGACAGCCUGCACAUUUUAGUUGAGCAAGGCCUGGAUAGUCGUUGGAACGUAAUGCUUCGCUACCUCGAACGGGAAGUCAUUCCCAUGGCACUGGCCCCUUACGACGUUAUUAGUGGCGGCAAAUUUCAAUCUCAGGCUCAAAUCAAAGAGCGUGAAAAGACCGGCGAAGAUCUGCGGACCAUGCUAGGUACUGGUCAGUCACCAUAA